Insectozyma verbasci is the source of this 1204-nucleotide messenger RNA. The record is from the annotation of a GenBank genome assembly. Lineage: Eukaryota; Fungi; Ascomycota; Pichiomycetes; Serinales; Debaryomycetaceae.
AUGGGUCAGAGACAGUGCAUUGACAAUCCAAACCCUAAUCACCCAACUCGAAACUAAUUCCGACCUUGAAAUUCAAAAUAUUAUAGAAUGGUACAUUUGGAAUCAAUAUCAACUACAGAGAAUCAAUAAUAGAUCAGGAAAUUUUACAAGUUUGAAUGGAUUGGGAGAACCUAAAUUCAAUGUUGAUUUAACUUCAUUCGAUGAUAAUUGGGGAAGACCACAACGUGAUGGACCAGCAUUAAGAAGUCAAUCAAUUAUGAAAUAUCUUACUUACUUGAACCAGACUGGAUUAGAAAUGGGCAAUGGUUUGAACUCGAGUUUUGUUUAUCAUAAAAUAAUUAAACCUGAUUUAUCUUAUAUUAUGUCAAAUUUUAAAUUUGAAGGAUUUGAUUUAUGGGAAGAAAUUAAUUCAAUUCAUUUCUUUACUGCUAUGGUGCAAUUAAAUUCAUUGAGUUUAGGAAUAGAAUAUUCUCAUGCAUUCAAUGAUACAAAGUUUGAAGAAAUGUUGAAUUUGGCUUAUUUUGAAUUGAAGCAAUUCAUAACUGAUUUUGGAUUUUUAAAUAGUAUAUACAUCAACGAACAUCCAAAGAGUGAUAGAUCAGGAUUGGAUAUUGCUUCGAUCUUAGCUAUAAUACAUACUGACCUUAAUAUUGCAAAUGAGAAUAAAGUAAUGACUACAUUAGGAUUAUUAAGUCAGGCUUUCAAAUCCAUAUAUCCAAUAAAUAAACUACAUGAAUUUGAACUUGGAAACGCACUUGGAAGGUAUCCUGAAGAUAUUUAUGAUGGAUAUGGUACAAGUGAAGGAAAUCCAUGGUUUUUAAGCACUGCAACAGCUGCUGAAUUCAUCUAUAGGAUGAUAUAUAACUUAAUUACAAAAAAGAAAGAUAUAAUCAUAGAUGAAACUAAUGCUGCUUUUUAUAAGAAUAUUGUUGAGGGAGAGGGAGCGUUUAGUUAUGAUACUAAUGAGUACGAUAAGGUUAUAUCUGCUUUGUUGGAAUAUGGUGAUUCUUAUUUGAAUGUUGUUAAGUUCCAUUCCGAUAAAGGUAGAAUGAGUGAACAAUUUAAUAAAUAUACUGGAUUUAUGCAAGGUGCGGAAGAUUUAACUUGGAGUUAUGGUGCUGUUUAUAAUGCUAUUCAUUGGAGGGAAAAUGUUGAACUGGUCAGGAUGCAACAAUGUUCAAAAAAUAAUAUAGCAAAGCUUUAG